UGACAGUACAUCUGAAAAUGGCCCAGACCCGAGACAAGGUGCGGCCCAUAAUCGUAUCAUUUGUAAAAGUUAGAUACGGUUAGGGUUUUUCCACCAUCUUCUUCUUCAGUACCCUAACAACCCUCCUUGCUGCUGCAACUUCGUCCAGCAAUGGCUUCAGAGAAGAAAUUAAGCAACCCAAUGAGGGACAUUAAGGUCCAGAAACUUGUCCUCAAUAUCUCCGUUGGUGAAAGUGGAGAUCGACUUACUAGAGCUGCAAAGGUGUUGGAGCAACUUAGUGGCCAAUCACCUGUUUUCUCCAAGGCGAGGUAUACUGUGCGGUCCUUCGGAAUCAGGCGUAAUGAAAAGAUAGCUUGCUAUGUCACUGUCAGAGGCGAGAAAGCCAUGCAACUACUUGAGAGUGGAUUGAAAGUUAAGGAAUACGAGUUGUUGAGAAGGAACUUCAGUGAAACCGGGUGCUUUGGGUUUGGUAUUCAAGAGCACAUUGAUCUUGGAAUUAAAUAUGACCCUUCAACUGGUAUUUAUGGUAUGGAUUUCUAUGUUGUGUUGGAGCGUCCUGGAUACCGUGUUGCUCGUCGCCGCAGGUGCAAGUCUCGAGUCGGGAUCCAGCACAGGGUCACAAAGGAUGACGCAAUGAAGUGGUUCCAGGUCAAAUAUGAAGGUGUUAUCCUUAACAAGUCCUCAAAUAUCAGCUGAUAAGCUGAGAGCCAGUUUCUGGAUCAGUUUGUCUCCCUAGCAAUUUUAUGUUUAUGCAUUUUGUAGACCGAUAUCGGUAUCACUCCUAGAGGAAAGUUUUGGAGAGUUUCUAUUAUUUGGUAUAUGAGGACGUGUUGGUUCCUCAUUUUGGCUAUCAGAUGAACUCAAUCCUUUUCUUUUUUGUGGUCAAUUUCUUUUGUUGCAAUCAAAGUAGAAUCAGCAAUCUAGUCUUACAAGAGAUGUUAUGAAUACCUUAAUUUGGUUACCUAUUGUGGUAAUGAAUUGGCGCUGUUUAAACAUUUUUAUCAAAUUGGCUUUGGGGA
Molecule: messenger RNA, 1019 nt
Organism: Lycium barbarum (goji berry)
Lineage: Eukaryota; Viridiplantae; Streptophyta; Magnoliopsida; Solanales; Solanaceae
Product: large ribosomal subunit protein uL5z-like
Exons: 5
Coding region: 151-696 (181 amino acids)
Biological process (GO): translation
Cellular component (GO): cytosolic large ribosomal subunit; ribosome
Molecular function (GO): structural constituent of ribosome; RNA binding
Source: RefSeq, a predicted model, not a curated record